AUGUACAACUCAAGCUCGUAUUGCGUCACUGCCUCAAACUAUAUUUUGAGAAACAUCAGCGCCUCAGAGAUUAACAAAUGUCUGGAGAAGUGUCUACAAGACUGCUCAUGUUUAUCAUUUCAAAUUUGUGAUUCUACCUGCCAACUUCUUUCCACUACGAUAACAGACGAACUAAGUAACAAAGAUGAGAAACGACAAUGUCAGCAUUUCACAAUGAACAUAGCAAACCAACAUGAGUGUCGAUCAAACUACUAUCAACAAAGCUGCUUUGUUGUAAUAGAUUGCAAUCUUACUUCAACUUACUGCUAUAACGAUGGAAAAUGUCGUAAAUCAAAGUCACCCCUAAGUAAGACACGUGCUUCAUGUGAGUGUAAAGAGGGAUUUGUUGGUGAACGUUGUGAAAAGAAAGCAAAGUCUUGUCAAAGUUAUCGUGAUCUUUCUGAUGGCUGGUACAAAAUAUUUACAAAUGAUGACAACCAAGUAAAAGUUUACUGUCAGUUUGGACCAGUCAACAUUUGGACAUUGGUUAUGUCUUAUAGUUUAAAAUUCAACGAACACUACAAAAAUAAGGCAUAUUAUAACAACUCUCCUCGAAAUGAAAUGAAUGAAACAUGGGAAGAUCACAGACUUUCUUUUAAUGCAAUGAAAAGUAUAGAAGAAGAUGGAAACACACUAUGGCGCAUCACGUGUUCAUAUGGUGAAAAAGGCUGGAAUGAAACAGAUAUUGUUAUUGCAACCCAUGAAAAUGCACCAGUUUUUAAAAAAUUCGAUACACCUCCAGUUUGUUUAAAUGUCAGUUUUAUUAAUAUCAGAGGGCAUAAGUGUAAAGAUUGCGUAAUUCCUUUUUGGCAAAAUGACGAACAUAUUUUUCACACAGAUAAUACCCAUAGUUCAUCUCAAUGCAAUCUGAAGGAUUUUGAAUCAUCUGUAUGUAAUGGUCAAGCUAAAGGAGGAGAAGAUAAUUUUGGAUAUUAUAAUUGUUAUGACAAAAAACAUCGUUGUGCAUCAUCAGAUAAUGCCACAACACAAUUAUGGUUUGGUUAACGAAUGAAAUUCAAUUGAUAAGUACAAAUGAUGACUUUUUAGUUCAAGAAAUUACAAAAAAAAGAAACCGACCGUUGUUAACGUAUAAACUUUAAGCAAUUGCCGCUACUUAGUAGGAAGUCUUCAUUAUAAAUAAUUACUUAUUCAUAUUUUAUAGGAAGAAAGACGUUUAAUUAUUGCUUGUGUAAGUUUAAUUUAGACAUAUAUAUUUAUUCGUAAAUGGUAGGGAUGGAAAAAUUGCUGAACCUGCUAAUAAAAAUAUAAAGUUGAA
Xenia sp. Carnegie-2017 is the source of this 1315-nucleotide messenger RNA. RefSeq lists its product as uncharacterized. NCBI's taxonomy places the organism in Eukaryota, Metazoa, Cnidaria, Anthozoa, Malacalcyonacea, Xeniidae. The coding region runs from base 1 to 1044 and encodes 347 amino acids. The record is from RefSeq and is a predicted model, not a curated record. The transcript has 2 exons.